Molecule: messenger RNA, 1238 nt
Organism: Erigeron canadensis
Lineage: Eukaryota; Viridiplantae; Streptophyta; Magnoliopsida; Asterales; Asteraceae
Product: expansin-A4-like
Exons: 3
Coding region: 106-882 (258 amino acids)
Biological process (GO): plant-type cell wall organization
Cellular component (GO): extracellular region
Source: RefSeq, a predicted model, not a curated record
UCCUCCAUAAAUACUAUCGUACACAACCCCCAAAUUCUCUCCAUCCACACUCACCAUUUACUCUCUCUAUCCACCCUUGUAACCUGUCUUCCACAGGACUAAAACAUGGGUAUCCCCUUUGGCAUUUUAUUCAUCACCAUAAUCUCAAUUUCAUCAAUCGCCAAUGCCAGAAUCCCCGGAAAUUACGCCGGUGGCUCUUGGCAAGGUGCUCAUGCUACAUUCUACGGAGGCAGUGAUGCCUCCGGUACCAUGGGAGGUGCUUGUGGAUAUGGAAAUUUGUAUAGCCAAGGUUACGGAGUGAACACGGCUGCAUUGAGCACGGCAUUGUUUAACAAAGGGUUUAGUUGCGGUGCGUGUUUCGAAAUUAAGUGUAACCAAGACCCGAGAUGGUGCCAUCCGGGCAGCCCAUCAAUAUUUAUAACUGCUACAAACUUUUGUCCUCCGAAUUAUGCACUCCCUAAUGACAAUGGUGGAUGGUGUAACCCUCCUCGUACUCAUUUUGACCUUGCCAUGCCCAUGUUUCUAAAAAUCGCAGAGUAUCGGGCUGGCAUUGUCCCCGUAUCAUAUCGUAGGGUACCAUGUAGAAAGCCGGGUGGGAUCAGGUUCACACUGAACGGUCACCGUUACUUCAACUUGGUUUUGAUUAGCAACGUCGCGGGUGCAGGGGAUAUCCAAAAGGUGUGGGUCAAAGGGACAAAGACCAACUGGAUGAGCAUGAGUCGUAACUGGGGUCAAAAUUGGCAAUCAAAUGCGGUCCUAGUUGGUCAAGCACUCUCCUUCAGGGUCACAGGCAGUGAUCGACGCACUUCCACGUCAUGGAACAUCGUUCCGGCUCAUUGGCAGUUUGGUCAAACUUUCUCUGGAAAGAAUUUCAGAGUGUAACACAUGAUCCCAAAUUUCUUCCGGAUAUUGGUUAAUUUACAACUUUUACCCUUUGUUGUUUGUUCUUGCUAGUGGGUUGCAACUAAUUUUUAAAAAGGGGGGCUAAACAAGCUAACAUGUCAAAGGUGGAGGACUGGAAAGACAUGCCUGGAAAGUAUUUACUAAAAAUUUUGGGGGAUAUAUUAGGUUGGUAGGCUGAAGUGGCUGCAAAAACUUGUUGCCCGCAGUAAGAAUCUAGAGGGAAUAUAUAUAUGUAAUAUGUAUGAUUGUUUGCUUAUAUAACUUGUGCCAUUUUAUUUUUACAUGAUGUAUGUGUUGUGAACUUGUGAUAUGUUAAAUUUAUAAAUUUCUCAGAA